Molecule: messenger RNA, 2460 nt
Organism: Anolis carolinensis (green anole)
Lineage: Eukaryota; Metazoa; Chordata; Lepidosauria; Squamata; Anolidae
Gene: klc2
Product: kinesin light chain 2
Exons: 16
Coding region: 368-2248 (626 amino acids)
Biological process (GO): microtubule-based movement
Cellular component (GO): kinesin complex; cytoplasm
Molecular function (GO): kinesin binding
Source: RefSeq, a predicted model, not a curated record
UCCGUCUCUGAAGGAACAGCAUGGCACCCCUUUCCCCUCUUCAUCUUUGCUCAGGCCUCACCUAGAAUACUGUCCCCAGUGCCCAUCACAAGACAGGGAGGAGAUGAUGAACCAGAUGGAAUGCAUCCAGAGAAGGCUGACCAAAAUGAUCGAACGUUUGGAAGGCAAGCACUCUAAGGAAUGGCUGAAAAGGGAUGCUUAUGAUGGCUGAGAGCAGACAUGAUUUCCAUGUUAAAAUAUUUGAACGGAGAUCCCAUUGAGGACAAGGAGAGGGCAAGCUGGUUUUCUGCUGCUUUAGGGACAUAAUGGAGGAAUGAAUUCAGGAAAAGAGAUUCCACGUAAGGAUUAGGAAGAACUUUUUGAUGCAAUGACGACCAUGCUGUACCCACGCGAGGAGAAGAUGAGCCAGGACGAGAUAGUGCUAGGCACCAAGGCCGUGGUGCAGGGCUUGGAAACGUUACGCACGGAGCACCACUCGCUGCUGGCUGCGCUGCUUGACACCGUCAACCGCAUGGAGCAACAGCAUGAAAGCAGCGCUGCCCAGGAGAAGGCCAGUCUCUUGCGGAAGUCUCUGGAAGCCAUCGAACUGGGGCUCGGGGAGGCUCAGGUGAUCAUUGCCCUGUCCAGCCACCUGGGCGCAGUGGAAUCGGAGAAACAGAAGCUGCGAGCGCAAGUGCGGCGCCUGGUGCAGGAGAACCAGUGGCUGCGGGAUGAACUGGCCAAUACCCAGCAGAAGCUGCAGUGCAGCGAGCAGGCCGUGGCCCAACUCGAGGAGGAGAAAAAACACCUGGAAUUUAUGAACCAGAUCAAAAAAUUCGACGACGACGUUUCCCCAUCUGAUGAGAAGAGUGGGGAUACAUCCAAGGACACCUUAGAUGACCUUUUCCCCAGUGAUGAUGACCAGGGACAAGGGCAGGCGCACAGCAGUGGGGACGCGGCGGCCCAGCAUGGCGGCUACGAGAUCCCGGCCCGCCUGCGGACGCUUCACAACCUGGUGAUCCAGUACGCCUCACAAGGGCGCUAUGAGGUGGCCGUGCCGCUCUGUAAGCAAGCGCUGGAGGAUUUGGAGAAAACCUCAGGCCAUGACCACCCGGAUGUGGCGACCAUGCUGAAUAUUCUUGCGCUGGUGUACAGGGACCAAAAUAAAUACAAGGAGGCAGCCCACCUUCUCAACGAUGCCUUGGCCAUCCGGGAGAAAACACUGGGGAAAGAUCACCCAGCUGUGGCUGCUACUCUCAACAACCUGGCCGUUUUGUAUGGCAAAAGGGGCAAAUACAAGGAAGCAGAGCCCCUGUGCAAGAGAGCUCUGGAGAUCCGGGAAAAGGUACUCGGGAAGUACCACCCGGACGUAGCCAAGCAGUUGAACAACUUGGCCCUCCUGUGCCAGAACCAAGGCAAGUAUGAGGAGGUCCAGUACUAUUACCGGCGCGCCCUCGAGAUCUACGAGUCACGCCUUGGGCCCGACGAUCCCAACGUGGCCAAGACCAAAAACAACCUGGCAUCCUGCUACCUCAAGCAAGGCAAAUACAAGGAUGCAGAGGCGCUCUACAAGGAAAUCCUGACCCGAGCGCAUGAGAGAGAAUUUGGGUCUGUCAAUGGAGACAACAAGCCCAUCUGGAUGCAUGCCGAGGAGCGGGAGGAGAGCAAGGAUAAGCGCAGGGAGAAGGACAGCGCUCCUUACGGGGAGUAUGGCAGCUGGUACAAAGCCUGCAAAGUGGACAGCCCUACGGUCAACACAACGCUAAAAAGCCUGGGGGCUCUCUAUCGGCGCCAAGGCAAGCUAGAGGCUGCAGAGACACUGGAAGAAUGUGCCCAGAAAACCCGCAAACAGGGCAUGGAUGCCAUCAACCAGAGCAAAGUAGUGGAACUCCUGAAGGAUGGCAACCGUUCGGAGCACUGGCAGAACCGAGAGGGAGUUUCCAGCACCAACAAAUGCGAAAAUGGGAACGAAGCUGAGGACGGAACGGCCGAAUGGUCUGGGAUGGGCUCUGGGGCCCUGCAGCGCAGCAGCUCCUUUGGGAAACUACGCGAUGCUCUGCGGCGGAGCAGUGAGAUGCUGGUGAAAAAGCUGCAAGGGAGCAGCCCUCAGGAACCCAGGAAUUUGGGGAUGAAGCGGGCCAGCUCUCUCAACUUUUUGAACAAGAGCGUAGAAGAGGAGUCAAGCCAGGUUUCCAGCAGCCUGUCCGACAGCCGGGGCCUUAGCGCGAGUAAUGUCGACCUCUCCCGGCGCAGUUCUCUGCUGGCAUGAGGAGGGACGGCCCGGCCCGCAGCUUGGCGUGUGCCCACCUGGGCCCCACUGGACCGGUCGACCACCUGCCUUCUCUGUGCUGCUGCUCCACCGGUGAAUGCUUGCCCCUGCGAGGCACCCGAAGAGCCACUCACCACCCCAAAGUCACGAGGCUGCGCUGCCCCAACUUGCCCGGUGCCGCGGGACCGUCUGCCCUCUCUCCCGUGCACGCA